AUGACCAAGACUGUUGAUGAAGCUAAGGUUCUUAUUGAGAAUCUUGCAGCUAGUGAUUGUAACAACUGUCCUGAUUAUGACCGCUCAAGCCGCACCACUACUAGCUCCCCUGAUUCUUUUCAAAUGACUGAACUCAAGAACAUGAUGGCUCAAGUUCUUAAGGGACAGCUCAAGCAUAUCAAUGCAAUAGAAGGGAUGAGUGAUGCUAAUGAAGACCCAUCAAGAGAAUGCAUGGGAGAUUUCUCUAAUGAAGCCAAUGAAGAAGAUGUGAACUACAUUGGAAACUAUGGGAACAAGGGAUACAAUCCAAGCUAUCGCCCAAACCCCAACAUGUCUUAUAGAAACCCCAAUGUGGAGAAUCCUCAAGACCAAGUGUAUCCUCCAAGGUAUCCACAACAACAAAGACCUCCUUACCAAUCUCAAGGAAGUCAAUUUCAGCCAAGGCAAGGUAUGAGCAGAGAUCAUCAUAUCCGCCCAAGGAGCCAUAUGCUUCUUCACCAAAUCAAGCUCCUCCAAACCAACAAGGUGGGAGAUUUGAAGGAAUCCUCCAACAGAUCAUGGAUGGCCAGAAAGAGGAAUAAAGAGAUGUAUGAGAAGAUGGACACUUUGUUCAGCAAUCUCAACACCAAGUAUGAUGCUGUUGCCACUCAUGUGAAGAAACUAGAGACUCAAGUCACCAAACUAUGGAAGCUGUUAAGAGACAGGAAGCUGAAUCCAAGAAGUCCUUUUGCAACUCAGCCGCCAUAG
Molecule: messenger RNA, 747 nt
Organism: Microthlaspi erraticum
Lineage: Eukaryota; Viridiplantae; Streptophyta; Magnoliopsida; Brassicales; Brassicaceae
Source: the annotation of a GenBank genome assembly